This is a messenger RNA of Salvia hispanica, 988 nucleotides long. The record is from RefSeq and is a predicted model, not a curated record. NCBI's taxonomy places the organism in Eukaryota, Viridiplantae, Streptophyta, Magnoliopsida, Lamiales, Lamiaceae.
AAAUUGGAUGGAUACGAACUUGUACAUUCGCGAGGAACGUGAUAGAAAAAUUAUCGAAGCAUCGGUUUUUCCAGUUUGAUUCAGUCAGUGCAUGCCCCUUGAGCUCACGAAACUGGCAACUGUGAUCACGAGAAAUGGAAGAUGACAGCCAACUGCACAAAGCCUUUUUUUUCUCUUUCUUUCCUUUCUAGGCUCUUUAUACUUUUAAAUAUUUGCUUUUGUGGACAGUAUUUCCCAUUGAGUUGUUCAUAUCUUUAAAGAUACUAACUCGUUGGAUGUAGAUGGCUCAUCGCCAACCCAACUCAGUAACAACAGCUACGCCGUCUCUCCUAGUCUUGAACGGCGAAAAACAGUCCGUUUUCAUCUGCAGACUUGCGGAGAAUGGGGUGUGUCGGAUCCUCACAGGCGAAAGCAGAAGGAAGCGUCAAACAGGUGAAGAAACCGAGGUCAUGGAAGCAUCCUCAGCCGAUCACCAUAAGUCAGCUGAUUCAGCUGAGAGAAGAGUUCUGGGAUACUGCACCUCACUAUGGUGGUAGAAAAGAAAUCUGGGAUGCACUCAGAGCAGCAGCGGAAGCUGAUCCGAAGCUUUCUCAAGUGAUCAUAGAGAGUGCAGGGAUCAUACUGCAAAAUCCUGAUAUGACAGUGUGUUUCGACGAAAGAGGUAACACAAACAGUCAAACACAACAUCUUCUCUCUGUGUGUGAUUUCAGUAUUACCUUGAUUUUGAACUUGCACUGUUGCAGGUGCAAGAUAUGAAUUACCUACAUAUGUAUUGAGCGAACCAAAGAACUUGAUACGUGAUUCUUGAUAACAGAAGCAAAGCUCACCAGAAAAUAGUCAUAAUCAUCAUUGUCAUUAACCCCAGAUAUAGCUGACUGUAAUCAUAUCAUAGGAACAAGAUACUGCAGAUUUUCCAUGAGAAAUAGAGUGUAUAGCUAUAUCAUGUUGUUUGGUUUCUAAAUUUAUCCAACGACAACUUUGCUGACAA